Molecule: messenger RNA, 2387 nt
Organism: Clarias gariepinus (North African catfish)
Lineage: Eukaryota; Metazoa; Chordata; Actinopteri; Siluriformes; Clariidae
Product: zinc finger protein 345-like
Exons: 3
Coding region: 3-2159 (718 amino acids)
Biological process (GO): regulation of transcription by RNA polymerase II
Cellular component (GO): nucleus
Molecular function (GO): DNA-binding transcription factor activity, RNA polymerase II-specific; RNA polymerase II transcription regulatory region sequence-specific DNA binding
Source: RefSeq, a predicted model, not a curated record
CCAUGACUGGCUAUGUGGGACGCAGCACACUAUUGUGGCAACAUGAACAUGUGAAAAAGGAAGAACCUGAAGAAAAGGACUAUCUCUGUCAUAAGACAUCAAACUCUGUGGGAAGUAUAGUCCAACAGAGUGAAGAAUUUCAAAAGAAAGAUGUGAAACAGGAAAAGUCUGAAGACGAAGACCGCCCCUCUACAAAAGAUGUGAAUGCUGCCCAGUUAGAAGUAUCCUGUUCCUGGUGUCCGCUUUCCUAUAAAUCUCAAAAGAACCUCUACAAACACAUCGGCAGAUGUCACUAUGAGAAAUAUGAUAGAUUAAAAUCAGGAGAGUUAAAGUAUGAGAAUCCCAUGCCUGCAAUAAAUGUCAGAUUUCAUCCAACAUUUUCUGUUAAUACCUCUAUUCAGAAGGAACUCUAUUCAUGUUCACAGUGUGGAAAGAAUUUUUCUAAGAAGCGUAAUCUCAGACGACACCAGUACAUUCUCUCCGGGCUUAAGCCACAUCACUGCUCAGAGUGUGGUAAGGCAUUUAACCAAAUGAGAGCCCUCGGAGAACACAAGGUCAUUCACACAGAGAGAAAGCUGUAUCACUGCUCACAGUGCAAGAAGUCUUUUUUUAGACAGCGUAACCUCCAAAUACACCAGCGCAUUCAUACUGGAAGAAAGUUCCAUCACUGCUCAGUGUGUUCAAAAUGUUUUACUCAAAAGAUUAAUCUCAUAAAACACCGGAUCAUUCACACAGGAAUUAAGCCAUAUAAGUGCUCACAGUGCGGGAAAAGUUUUACUCAACAAAUCGCUCUCAUACGACACCAGCGCAUUCACACUGGAGAGAGGCCACAUCACUGCUCACAGUGUGGGAAGAGUGAUCUUACAUCACACCGGCGCAUUCACACAGGACAGAAACCCUAUAACUGCUCAGAUUGUGGGAAGAGUUUUACUCAACAGUGUCAUCUAACAUCACACCGCCGCAUUCACACAGGAAAGAAACUCUAUGACUGCUCAGAAUGUGGAAAGAGUUUUACUCGACAGAGUACUCUUACAUUACACCGGCGCAUUCACACAGGAGAGAAACCCUAUGACUGCUUAGAUUGUGGAAAGAGUUUUAUUCGAAAGAGUGAUCUUGCAUCACACCGGCGCAUCCAUACAGGAGAGAAACCCUAUGAAUGUUCAGAUUGUGGAAAGAGGUUUGCUCAAAAUAUAAGACUUAAAAACCACCAGUUCAUUCACACAGGACAGAAACCCUAUGUCUGCUCAGAUUGUGGAAAGAGUUUUACUCAAAAGAGUGAUCUUGCAUCACACCGGCGCAUUCACACAGGAGAGAAACCCUAUAAAUGUUCAGAUUGUGGAAAGUUUUUUACUCAUCAGAGUACUUUUACAUCACACCGGCGCAUUCACACAGGAGAGAAACCCUAUGACUGCUCAGAGUGUGGGAAGAGUUUUACUCGAAAGUGUGACCUUGCAUUACAUCAGCGUACGCACACAGGAGAGAAACCCUAUGUCUGCUCAGAUUGUGGGAAGAGUUUUAAUCAACAGUGUCAUCUUACAUCACACUGGCGCAUUCACACAGGAGAGAAACCCUAUGUCUGCUCAGAUUGUGGGAAGAGUUUUACUCAACAGUGUCAUCUUACAUCACACCAGCUCAUUCACACAGGAGAGAAACCCUAUGACUGUCCAGAUUGUGGAAAGAAUUUUACUCGACAAAGUCAUCUUACAAUUCACCGCCUCAUUCACACAGGAGAGAAACUCUAUGGCUGCUUAGAUUGUGGGAAGAGUUUUACUCAUCAGAGUACUCUUACAUCACACCGGCGCAUUCACACAGGAGAGAAACCCUAUGACUGCUUAGAUUGCGGAAAGAUUUUUACUCGAAAGAGUGAUCUUACAUCACACCGCCGCAUUCACACAGGAGAGAAACCCUAUGAAUGUUUAGAUUGUGGAAAGAGGUUUGCUCAAAGUGCAAGACUUAAAAACCACCAGUUCAUUCACACAGGACAGAAACCCCAUGAAUGCUCAGAUUGUGGGAAGAGUUUUACUCGAAAGUGGGAUCUUACAUCACACCAGCGUACGCACACAGGAGAGAAACCCUAUGUCUGCUCAGAUUGUGGGAAGAGAUUUGCUCGAAAUAUUAGACUUAAAAAACACCAGUUGACUCACACAAAACAGAAGUAAACAAUAUUAAGUUGUGACCUUGGAAAUUUGAAUGCUAAAAUAUGAUUUUUUUUUUAAAUCUGAUCAGGUGUAACAAAUGGAAUAGAUCGAUGAACGUAUAAACUAUAAAUGCUAUAAGUUGUUACAGCCCUUGCAAAAGUAUUCGUACCUUUUGAACUUGUCCACAUUUUGUAACAUUACAAUCACUAAUGUAAAUGUUUUUUGUUUUUUUUUAUGUGAUAGACCAAC